Molecule: messenger RNA, 974 nt
Organism: Paramacrobiotus metropolitanus
Lineage: Eukaryota; Metazoa; Tardigrada; Eutardigrada; Parachela; Macrobiotidae
Product: 39S ribosomal protein L17, mitochondrial-like
Exons: 2
Coding region: 199-807 (202 amino acids)
Biological process (GO): translation
Cellular component (GO): mitochondrial large ribosomal subunit; ribosome
Molecular function (GO): structural constituent of ribosome
Source: RefSeq, a predicted model, not a curated record
UACAAAAAAUUCAGUUUUAUUAUUUUUACAAUUUAUUUUGACUUUUCGCUAACUGUAACGGAGUAACCGUAUCUUCAUGCUUUUUCGAUUUUUGGUGAAAGAAACUUUUUUUUGGUUAAUAACGGUUAUACAAAUUCUGUUUCCGAUAUUCGCUGUUUUAGUUGUGCUUUCAUAGACUGUUUUAUCACUUGCGGCGCCAUGACAGAACGACUGCGAGUGCUCGUCCGACCCCGACAUGGCCAUCUGAGAGCCAGGAUCAACAAAAAGAUCGAGGAUGACAUUGUCUACAUCGAUCAAACAGGGGCCGACCGUACGACCCAGCUGCGGAAGCUGGUAACGGGACUGUUCCGGUAUGAGCGCGUGGAGACCCAUCCGCAUGUGGCCCUCGAGAUGCAGGGCUACGCGGAGCGGCUGGUGCAAGAGGCGCUCAAGUACGGACCCAACCACAAGCCCACCAUGGAGCUCAUGGACUUUUGGAUGAACGAGAAGGAUCUCAUCCAUAAGGUCUUCAAAGUCUUUGUUCCCAGAUACCAGAAAUUCGACGCUCCAUACACCAAACUGCAUAAGAUUCCCAUGAUGAAUAAACAGAAACAACCGAUGAUACGCGGCGUAUUGGAGAUGAAAGGGAAUCCGUAUCCACCGGUUGAGCCGCAUCCGCUGCAGAACCGAAACUCCCUGGCCAACAUCCUCAUCGCCGAAGCCAAAAAAGAGUAUUAUCUGCGGAAGCUGAAAACCCCGGAGGAAGUGAAUAAAAUGCCGCCGGCAGAAAAUCCCACCGCGACGGAAUCUACUCCGUCUUCCGCAUAGCGGGCUUGUUUGUUAUGUAUGUAUAGUAAAAAAGAAUCUAGUGGUAUGACAUUCUGUGUUUGUUUUUUAAUUCAGAAAUUUGGUGUGGAAUUGUCAGGCUGCGUUUAUGAUUCGUCGGUUUGUUGGAUGCAAAAUAAGCACUGAAAACCCGUUCCUUUUGAAACUCU